CUGUUUCCGUGAUUUUAUAGAGUAAACAUUUAUUGAAAACUUGAAUAUCAGCAUUGUGUUCACUUUUAAAUAAACUAUUUGUGUAAUGAACUUGUGUAGUACUUAACAUAAUGCUACUUUAAAUGUAAAACCGUCAGCCCCCUUACACCCUAUAAUUUAUCGACACAAAUCUGUGUCUCGUAUAACAUUUAAAAUCUUGAAUAAAUUUACUUUGAAAAUCAAAUUUUCACAAUAACAUUUUUCAUGUGUUGCAGUGGGCAUCAGUGGAGGUGGAUCAUCACAGAGUUUCUCAGUGAAGAUGUUUGCAGCCUGUGGCUCGGUUGCUGUCGCGCGCGUCCUCGUGUCGCGUCUGAUCCGCACACAGUUCUUCUGAGAUGAUCGACGCUCCCCGCUGACCGCUCCUUCUCUCGGCGCCUCCUCUACUAAUAACGGAGAGGACAGACUCAAUGGUGGUGGGAGGUUCAAGCUCACAGAGAUCCAGAGCGGAUUCCUCAUCUCUCCCCAGAAGCUCUCCAUCAUGCUCCACGCCUGCUGAUUCUGAAGGAGAAGACUUGCUGGGACUGCGUAUAGAGGGACAGGCAUGCGACAGAAGGUGUGCGUGCUUCCGCGGACUCGUCCCGGAGAAGAUGCGCUGGAGUGAAGUGACGUUCAGCUGACAGCAGCGUUAACUUUCACGCCAACCGCGGACAUCUGAUCAUCUGCAGUGCUUGAAUUUGCAGGAGUAUGGAAAACAGAUGAAAUAACACUGGAGUGUCAUGAGAGCGAAACUGGGGACUGUUUUGGAGUCUGUGCACGUGGUCCCUGGAUUGACUCUGGAUCAUGCUGUGACUGACAGCUAGCUUCAAAUUAAAUCAAACCGCUGGAAGGACUUUAUUGCGAUUAAAACCUGUGGUCCAGGUGGAUUAUGAGAUUCUUUCAGAGUCAGCAGGAUGCUGUGAGUCCACGAGUGGCGUGAUGAGAAGUUUCGCGUUGGUUUCGGAGAGUUGUGAACGCAACUUGAGCGCUCAGGAUGUCUCAGGGACUCUGCGAUGGAUUUUUCUCUAAAACCUGCACAUUUAUCCAGAGAGAUAGAGGUUGAUAAUCCUCACGUUUAUAGAAGGAUCUCAGAUUCUGGAGAUAUUUGGAGCAUAUCAGUAGGCUGAGGUUGUGAUGAAUCGAGACUCGUGGACGGAAUGCAUUUUAAAGAAGACUCUGGAUUUUCUGAAGUUGCACAGUGGCAUAUGGAAAUAUGAAGAUAUAUAGAUCAUGCAUGUAAAGACAGAAACAGCUAAUAACAAACAUCACGUUGCUUUAUCAGAGUAAUGGAUUCAGACAGCGUGUGUUUUUCAGCACAUUAUUAUACUGACGUACAGGAUCAAAACAUUUGCUUUAUGAAUACAGAAAUGGCUGGCAAAUACUUCUGCACAACUCCCAAUAAUGCGCUGACUUGAUAGUGCUUUGAUUUCUAAUAUAAAGUUGGGAAGGUCUUCUGCUCAUCAGUAGAUGACUGACGCUUCAACAGGUGACUGAGUGGUCCGUGCAAAAUCAGAAUGCUCGUGUUGGUAUGAGAGCUUAUCCCGUGGGUUUACAGUCGACCCGCUGUUCUUCCUUCUUUUCCUGCCCUGCUUCUCGCUGUCCACAUGCAGGCGAAGAAGCGAUACCUGCUGGUAUCUGUGGGGGCCUGUAGCCUCUUACUAGCCUACCUGUGUGGUCUACAAAUCGGUGAGUUCCAGAACAAUGCCCAGCUUUAUGGAGUCUCACAGAUCGCCGGUGUCCCACCUCGGCCGCCCCGUUGGCCAGAAUGGGUGGAUCCUCCCCUGCAGACGUACCUUGGUGAGGCCGAGCAGGAAGAGGAUGGACCCCUGCUUCUUCAUCAACACACGUCUCCUCACGAGAGACGAGAAAUCCAGAAGAACAUCUACAAGAGCCGGCGAUGUCGCAUGGAGACCUGUUUCGAUUUCCAGCGCUGUGAACGGGGGUUUAAAAUUUACGUGUAUCCGCCUCAGAAAGGUGAAGCGCCCUCGGAAAGCUACCAGAAGAUUCUGGCUGCCAUCGAGGAAUCGCGGUUCUACACAACAGACCCUAAUGAGGCCUGUCUGUUUGUAUUGAGCAUAGACACUCUAGACAGGGACCAGCUGUCCGCUCAGUAUGUACAUAACGUCCGAGCCCGAAUUCAAAGCCUCCCUCUGUGGUACGAAGGGAGAAACCAUCUGAUUUUUAACUUGUACUCUGGAACGUGGCCUGAUUAUACGGAGGAACUAGGCUUCGAUAUCGGCCAAGCCAUGCUGGCCAAGGCCAGCACCGAUAUGGACAACUUUAGACCACGUUUUGAUGUGUCCAUUCCUUUGUUUUCAAAAGACCAUCCUCAGAAUGGAGGGAGCAAAGGUAAUCUGAAUCUUAACAAUGUCCCUCCAUUACGGAAAUACUUGCUGGUCUUCAAAGGGAAGAGGUAUCUAACUGGCAUCGGUUCUGAAACCAGAAAUGCCUUGCAUCAUAUACAUAAUGGGGAUGAUAUCAUUUUAUUGACUACCUGCAAACACGGGAAGGACUGGGAGAAACAUAAGGAUGCAAGGUGCGACAGAGACAAUGAAGAAUACACAAAGUAAGUCCCACGUUUUCCUGUCUUUAUCACGCUGGUGUGAGGAUUGUAGCUAGUCUCUAAAGAAAUAGUUCACAUAAAUGUGAAAAGUAUAUCUUCAUGUUGCUCCCAACCUGCAUGACCUUAUUUCUUCUUUAUUUGUCCAUACAAUGAAACUCAAUGAGGGACAAAUGUGUCCUUAAAAUAUCUUCUUUUUGGUGAGUGGAAGAAAGAAAGUCAUAUAGGUUUGGGACGACAUGGGGAUGAAUAUAUAAUGACAGAAUUUUCACUUUUGAGUGAACCAUUGCUUUCAUUUGUAUGUGCAGGGUUUUAAAUUUCAGUGAAGCUACUGAGAUGCAGAUUGUUUUUUGCUCGACUCAUAUGAAUCUUUGAUGGUGGUUUUACGUUUAUGUUCAUUUGUGGUCAUUUAAAGGUUAACCUAGUAAACGCAAUGGCAGUAUUUAAUGUUAGAGCGAUUUAGACUGUUGCUUGUUUUGUACUCUAGACUGUAGUGUUCAUGUAGUUAUCAUGGGAAUACUGCUAUAAAUGGAAGUGGUGUUGCAUUUGUCUAGCUCAGGAAAAAAAGUGCUGUGGAAAAGGACUCUAGGGGUCUCUUAGCCCGAAACAAAGCCAAUCUUCAUCUGUUUGUGACAUUAAUGUGAACAGUUUGUGUAAAUGCACUGUUUUUGUGAGAUUUAUGUUAUAGAGUGUAAUUCUCUUCGGUACAAUAACAAGAACAUGAUUGCCUUGUAUUGUAAGGAUGUGUGUGCAAUGCAAAUAGUUUAUUUUUUUUUUUUGCUAAGAUGUGAGCUUUAUACACUGACCUCAUGUGCAACUAGUAGCAAUAAUAGAAAGCACCUUCUAUGAAUCAAGGUUUAUUUGUUAGAUAUAUAUUGUGUUUUUUAAAACAGAUAUUUAUUUUAACUCUGUACUAUAAGACACAUACAUAGCCUGGGUCUCUCACUGAUGUUUAUGAACACCUGUCAAAGAGCAGGGUGGAAUUAUGUUUGGGAGUGUAUAUUAAUUCCAAAAAGUAUUUUUGGAGUGGUCUAUUACUAUGUAAUUACCAUGUAAUUACAUAGGUGCAGUUGUAUUUCCAAUUUCUGAAUGUUAUACAAGAAAAGCAGACUUACAAAGACAUAGGUUACAGUGUGUACUAGGGAUCAUGGCUGUCACAAGGAAAAUCUCACUGUGACAGAAGCAAAAAGACGGAGUGUCGCUUCAAAAUGCUAAAGUUGCAAAUAAAAACAGUGUUUAAGCUCAUUAAGUUUUAACAACUGUCUAUACACUAUACAAACUAAAAAAAUGAAAGUACAAAAACAUAUGGAAGUAAUCAUUUUUACAUUGGUUGCCACAAGGAGAAUCGCAAUGUGACUGAAGUGAAAAGCCAGAGUGUUGUUUCAAAUUGUUAAAGUUGCAAAUGGUGCAAAUAAACCAGUGUCAACAAGCAUUUUAACAACAGUCUAAACACUAUACACAUUUUGGGAAUAAAAAAAACGCCAGUUUUAAAUCAAAUUGACCCUCAUUUUCUCAUUACAUAUUUAUGAUUUAGAUGAUGAUGGUUCAGAACAAUAGUUAUAAUUAAACCAGUAAGUACCACAUAUAGGACAGAUGAAAUCAAAGCAUACAGGAUUACAAAUAUAGGGCUGGGAAUCGUUGGCUUCCUUGACUUCGAUACCAGUUCCUGAAUAAUACUUUUUUUUUUUAUACCAAUUUUAUGAAAUCCGUUUGAACAAGAUUAAAUUACACAUUACCUCAAAAAAAAAAAAAAAAAAAAAAAAAAAAAAACGUUUUGGUUUUAUUUUUUCAGCUUAUUGACAUUUUUACAGACCCAAAGACUGAUCUCCUGAGCCAUAGCACAAAGGAACAAAAAAUCACAAAGGAAUAAAUUAUAACCAACACAAUAAAUCAUUGCAAAUAGUCAAAAUAGUUUUCAGUUUCCACAUCUUUUAGGCUACAUUUACACUAGUGCAUUUUUGUUUUUAAAAUGCAUAGCUUAGACAGAAUCAUAAUUUCUAUAAAUUUUCCACUGAUUUACUGAUGUGCAUUAGCUGCUUCCAGUGCUGUCUCAGUCUGUUUUUCUUCCACGAUUGCUGUUCUGACUGUUCUGAGAGGAAGCUUAUUCACUGCUCAUCUUUCACUCAUAUUACCUGUCCUGUCUCCUAUUAGAACAUCCAUUACACUUUCGUGUUCAGUUCUGUACAUAAGAAACACAGGAAAACAUUUCCACGGAUGAAACAUGAAGCUAUUAAACACACGAUUACGACAGUAUUUGAUUUGUAUGUGAUUUUCAUGAGAUUCUGUCUAUUUUUAUAACAAUACAGGGUGUUUACAUGAGAAACGCUAAGCAGGUGUAGCGAUUAGCUUAAAGGGAUACACCAUCCCAAAAUGAAAAUUUUGUCAUUAAUCACUUACCUCCAUGUCGUUCCAAACCCGUAAAAGCUUCGGAACACAAUUU
Messenger RNA from Cyprinus carpio (common carp), 5015 nucleotides. RefSeq names its product exostosin-1-like. Gene Ontology annotation, molecular function: glycosyltransferase activity. The record is from RefSeq and is a predicted model, not a curated record. Gene Ontology annotation, cellular component: membrane. Bases 1620 to 2585 code for a protein of 321 amino acids. The transcript has 2 exons. NCBI's taxonomy places the organism in Eukaryota, Metazoa, Chordata, Actinopteri, Cypriniformes, Cyprinidae.